This is a messenger RNA of Dermacentor andersoni, 1629 nucleotides long. RefSeq lists its product as uncharacterized. Lineage: Eukaryota; Metazoa; Arthropoda; Arachnida; Ixodida; Ixodidae. The record is from RefSeq and is a predicted model, not a curated record.
UCAUAAUGGCGGCCGCUGCACCUGGUGCACACCCGAAAGACCAACCUUGCUACGGCUGCGUGGAAGCUGCCGCGGCGGAUCCCUCAGUGGGUUUACCGACGAGCGGCCACUGCGAAUGUCGUGCCCACUACAUUCCUGGCGAGGGCUUGGUCACCGCUUACCUGUGCGCCUACCACGGCGGUCAGGAGGCCGAUGCCGAGGAGUGGCAGUGGUACGACGAUCCUGAAGAGCCCCACCCGAGCUUGAACUACUUUGAGUACAAUCCGGACUACGAGUACCAGAACUGGCCGGUGGGUGACUCGAAUGAUAGGAACCGCGUAUGUCUGGAUAGGCGCAAGGCCACCUUGGCGGCCAAGGACAAGCCUGCCGAGAUCGCUGGCUGGGGCUCCUGGUGGAUGGCGACGAGCGAGCGCACCCUGAUGCCCGUAUACGUGGUGCUGUUCGUGCUCAUCGCCUGCCUGCUGAUCGCCGUCGCCGCGAUCAACGCGCUGACGAGCGCUUACGACGACGGCAGCGCCACAACGAUUGCCGGGAUGCCGUACGAGACGCUGCCGGAAGUGCGCCUUCUGACAGCAACGGGCCCGACCACCACCACCGAUAACAGCUCGUACACCACGGACAUCUACUAGGAAUUCCGCACGAGGUCGCCGUGGGCGUAUACCGCACAGCCAAGCGCCCAACAAUUGGCGUUGUUGUUGGACUUCAUACGUACCGCACAUCACCUUUUGUGCCGAUGUUCACUCCUCUCGUCGUGUAUAGUACAUAUCGAGUGUAGAAGAAAAAAAAACGCUUUAUAUAUACGCCACAUUUUGCGCGAAUGUCAAAACUUGCGUCGUCGUAUCGAUUGUCUUUCGACUGACCAGGAAGACGACGAUAGCAGGAGUGAGCAGCUUAGAAUGCGAGAUUUCAAGUUCCUUUCGCUGCAUGAACGCUUCUAUUAUAUCGCAAAGUUGAUCUACGUCUGUCAGCCGGAGCAUAUAGACCAAUAUCCAGUGCCGAGUGAGCGAUCUGUUUGUGUAAACAAGCACUGGAAAUAUUGACAUCUUUCCAACCGCAAACGGUUUUCUUGCAAUUACAGGUAAAUUUAACCUAUAAAGUCGCAUGUAAAUUAUAACUUAUAAGUGACUUAAAUCGUUUUUCUUUUUUUGCUCGCAACUUCAUCGAUUUAGCCUCGUUGCGCAUAAUACUCAGUCCAGUGGCUGAGUAUUAUGCACACCCGAAAAAAAAAAAAGUUGACGUAUCUGAAAGCCCCAUUUCACUAUACCUUCUUUCACAAGCAACUGUGCAGUUUCGGACGUUAAACCCCACACUUUAGUUUAAUCUACAUACAGGAUCCUAUAUAGGCGAAACUUUUGGUCGCACGAACUUCGAAACCUCCUGCAACAAAGCUGCGCAAACGACAUAUGCGCGUGUACCCGUUAACGUCUCACAAUAGUGUGCGCACAGCUUGGCCACGUGGUCACGGGUACAUGAAUUACAACGAACGACGUUAAUUAUUGGUAGAAAGAAAUGGAAUAAAAAUUAAAAAGAAAUACGACAUGGCUCAAACAUAUCGAAAGCUGAACCUACACGUUUACUCGUUACUCGAUCGUUUACUUACCCGUAAGCACACACACGCAUGCAUUAUAG